AUGGUCUCGGAUACCUCACCUAGAGGCAUCGCCAUAAAACACGCCCAAGUGGACACAAUGCGCAAUAGGAUCGAACGUGUAACUGAAGACUUGAAAGAUUUGAAUGCAUUCUACCCAAUGAGAAUAUCCCCAAGAAGAACACGAAAGUUGAAAGAGUACCUCACCUCGGAGCUCGAAUCCCUCCAGAGCCAGCCAUUUGAUAGAUACGAUCAACAAGGCAAGAUAGACUAUCUUCUUUUGAGAAACUAUCUCGAACGGCAACUUCGAGACUUGCAACUCGACUACAAACAGAAUCAAAAAUCUGCACCUCUUUUACCCUUUGCCGAUGGUUUAUUAGAGCUAUGUGAAGCUCGUACCAAAGCAGAACGGAUACUUCCUCAAUCCGCUGCUCAAAAGCUCUUUGAGGCGAAUGCUGAAAUCAAAUCCGUGAUCGAUAGAGUGGAAAGAAAACCGAAUGACAUACAUAUUGAGAAAACUUCGGCUUUCCGAGCGGCUCAAGAUAUCGACUCUCUCCAAGCUAGCUUGAAAGAGUGGUUUGAUUUCUAUAGCGGGUACGACCCCAUAUUCGACUGGUGGGUCGCACAGCCAUAUGGUGUUGUAGACAAGAGUCUGAAGGAAACUUCGGAAAUCAUCCGAAAUAUUCUAGUCGGAAUUGACCCAGGAAAAGAAGACACAAUAGUUGGAAACCCCAUUGGACUUGAUGGAUUGCUCAGCGAGAUCUCGGCUGAGUCCAUUGCUUACACCCCGGAAGAUCUAAUCUCCAUUGGAGAGAAGGAAUUCAAAUGGUGUAUCAACGAGCUGAAAAAAGCAUCACGCAUGAUGGGAUUCCAAGAUGACUGGAAGCAGGCUCUGGAAGAAGUCAAGAAAGACGUUGUUGAGCCAGGGAAGCAGACUGAAUUGGUUCGGGAUCUUGUGCGGGAAGCGAUCUCCUUCGUGGAAGAGAACCAACUGGUUACCGUGCCCACGAUCGCCAAAGAAAAUUGGCAGAUGUUCAUGAUGUCGCCCGAACGCCAGAAAGUGAACCCUUUCUUUCUCGGCGGAGAAAGUAUUAUUGUAUCAUAUCCAACCGGCGGCAUGGAUCAUGAAGCCAAGCUCAUGAGCAUGCGGGGCAAUAAUAUACAUUUCUCCCGCGCGACGGUGUUUCAUGAGAUGAUUCCAGGUCAUCAUUUGCAAAUGCAUGUGAUUGCAAGAUCAAGGCCCUACCGUCGUCUCUUCGAUACCCCAUUCUGGAUUGAAGGGUGGGCAUUAUACUGGGAGUUUGUCUUGUGGAACGACGAUCGUUUCAGCAAAACGCCGCAAAAUCGCAUCGGAAUGUUGUUUUGGCGGCUUCAUAGAUGUGCUCGAAUCAUUUUUUCCAUAAAAUUUCAUCUUGGCCAGAUGAGUCCACAGGAAUGUAUCGAUUUGCUCAUCGACGAGGUGGGACACGAACGUGCUACUGCAGAAGGCGAGGUCAGGCGAUCACUCAACGGUGAUUAUUCACCCCUGUACCAGGCUGGAUAUAUGCUUGGUGCGCUCCAGAUCUACUCGUUGCGCAAGGAAGUUGUCGAGACCGGUCAAAUGACUGAGAAAGAUUUUCAUGAUCGAUUCUUGAGAGAAAAUUGCAUGCCCAUCGAGUUGAUGCGAGCUUUGAUACAAGACCAGCCGUUGUCCUGCAACCAUGCGCCGUCGUGGAAGUUCUGUUCAUUUUGA
This is a messenger RNA of Penicillium brevicompactum, 1689 nucleotides long. RefSeq lists its product as uncharacterized. NCBI's taxonomy places the organism in Eukaryota, Fungi, Ascomycota, Eurotiomycetes, Eurotiales, Aspergillaceae. The record is from RefSeq and is a predicted model, not a curated record. The transcript has a single exon. The coding region runs from base 1 to 1689 and encodes 562 amino acids.